GCUCUCCCUUCGUCGUGUCCCGGCAGCUCGGCUCCGGUGCAGCCCGGUUUCCUGCCUGUUUCACGGGCUCUGUGACAGAUUCCUCCCGCUAGCGUCCCGUCGGCCGCCGCCUGGCUCUGUCCGCCGGACACUUUCUUUGUUUGUCCGCCGCUCCCCGCUGCGUCCCUCCGGCUACCAGCCCCGCUGCUCCCCGCCGCUCCUCCCCGCCUCACUCUCACUUUCCCCCGCGCUAACAGCAGCUAGCUCCGCUGUUAGCUUAGCAGGCUGCACCGUGAUAAACAAGAUGGCCACUGGCUAGCUGCUGGAGCUACUCAUGGCACCUUGCCCUGUCUUUGUGGAGCCGCGACGCGCCUCCGCCGCCGCUUCGCUCCGGACGCGGUGUUCGGUGAAAGUUAAAGUUGGUUUGUUUGAAGCGGAAGUUGAGAUGUGAUGUGAAACUGACAGAAAAUAAAUCACCGACACAUUUUUGAGGGAUUGUGCGGAGGCUGCGUGGCGCCUGGAGGAGGCUACCUGAGCGGGAGCAGGCAGGUACACUGGCCCGCUGCGGUGCACCGGCAGCCGGCUGCUGCCUGCUGCUGCUCCCGGUGUCUUUGUUCCACACACACACUGUCGCACUGUUUUCACUGUGUGUGUGUGUGUGCGUGCGCGAGCGUGUGUGUGUGUGUGUGUAGGCCGCUGCUCAGUCUAUAGAAUCAUAACAGAAAAUGUUCAGGUUGUUAGUGUCGCGCACGUUAAACACUGAGAACAGAACCUGACAUGAAACAAAGACCUGGUCCAAUACUCUAAUGACCCAAUACUCUAAUGAUCUAAUACUCUAAUGACCCAAUACUCUAAUGACCCAAUACUCUAAUGACCCAAUACUCUAAUGAUCUAAUACUCUAAUGACCCAAUACUCUAAUGACCCAAUACUCCAAUGACCCAAUACUCUAAUGAUCUAAUACUCCAAUGACCCAAUACUCUAAUGACCCAAUACUCCAAUGAUACAAUACUCUAAUGAUACAAUACGCUAAUGAUACAAUACUCCAAUGACACAAUACGCUAAUGAUCUAAUACUCUAAUGAUACAAUACUCUAAUGAUAUAAUAUGCUAAUGAUACAAUACUCUAAUGAUACAAUACUCUAAUACGCUAAUGAUCCAAUACUCCAAUGAUACAAUACUCUAAUGAUACAAUACUCUAAUGAUAUAAUACGCUAAUGAUACAAUACGCUAAUGAUCUAAUACUCUAAUGAUACAAUACUCUAAUACGCUAAUGAUACAAUACUCUAAUACUCUAAUGAUACAAUACUUGAAGUACCUCAUUCUUUAAUCUGCAGGAAAUCAUUGUGAUGAUUUCAAGUUGACUCGUUGAUUGAAGCGAUGAAGAGUCAUGUGACAUUUCAUCCCAGAAGGGUCCCAGAUGUUGGAUUUGAGGCUGAACAGGAAGUUUGAGGACUUUGAGCAGCUGAUUGGUGGAGCUCAGUGAACUGAGACGACCAACGGCUUCUUUCUACUUCUAUCAAAGUCAAAAUCAAUCCUGGUCAGGUGUGGCCGGUGACAGCGUUUGAUUCCCAGAGGAGUCAGGGACACGCCCCCCAGCCCCUCCUCUCUGGUCAGAUCUCUGAAGAGACAGAGGGGGGAGUGGAGGACGGCAUCAGGGAGGAGGACGAAGACGAAGGUGGACCCCAACAAUUCUUCAGGUGUUGACCCGAGCGAGGUGAGGAGGAUAAGCUCCGCCCCUCACCAUGACAGACUUAGAGAGCGAGUGUUUGAGUCUUGGUCUACCCCCUGACUGCAGCUCCCCUCCCCCGCCCCUGGACCCCUCACUGCGGACGGAUUGCGGCCCUGGGGCCGCCGUCUCUGCCCCAACGCCCACUCUAGCUCUCCUCUCCUCCGACUGCCCGACACCCACGCUCAGCUCGCUGGCGGCAGAAAUCGCAGAGCCGCUGGUGAUGCUGCCGUGUGUGAAGAGCGAGCCGGAGGACGGAGACCUGGAGCCCAUCAGGACCGUGGACCUGUCGGAGAUCCAGUCGCUGUCGACCGCAGAGCUGGGCCAGGACCAGAUCAAGAUGGAGAUCAGCGGCCUUGACUACAUCAAGGCAGAGCAUCACGGUCUCCACGGCAACCACCAACUGGGCCCGUUUGACCACAGCGACGUCACAGAGCUGGACUACAAGUCGCACUAUGAGCCCAGCUCCGUGUUUGACUACAUCUCCCAGGUAACGGACACGCUGGAGUACAUCAAGUCGGACCACCAUGUGGACCUGCAGUGUUACUACACCACAGAGCUGAGCUCCCUGAAGUCAGAGUACCCAGAAUCCAACGCCAUGUCCACCUACCUGCAGCACAACGCCCUGGAGUCCAUCCACAUGGCCGAGCUCCGCACCGAGCUCAACAAGCUCCGCCCUGACACCCUGCUCACGGACAGUAUUGGCAAACUGGACCCUGAGUUUGGAGGCGGGGCGCUGUACGAGCUGCAGCCAACAGAGGACGGGAAGGCGUCUGCGGAGGUGACAGGGACCGGGCAGACGGGAGGGAGACUGGUCAUCACAACCAAGACCCAGAGUCCGACGGUGAGAAAACCUCGUAACAUGCAGGGGGAGAAGCCUUUCUCCUGCACGCAGUGCGGGAAGAACUUCAGCACGCUGGGAAACCUGAAAACCCACCAGCGAAUCCACACCGGGGAGCGCCCGUACACCUGCUCGCAGUGCGGCAAGAGCUUCGGCCAGGCGGGAAACCUAAAGCGACACCAGCUGAUUCACACGGGCCAGAAGCCGUACGUGUGCGCUCACUGCCCCAAAGGCUUCACCAAGGCCGACGACCUGCGGUCACACCAGCGGCUGCACACUGGCGAGCGCCCGUUCAUCUGCGUCACCUGCGGGAAGAGCUUCGGCCAGUCAAAGGAGCUGAAGGCUCACCAGCUGAGCCACACGGGCGAGAGGCCGUACUGCUGCCAGCACUGCGGCAAGAGCUUCACCAAGGAGACCAGCUACCGCAACCACGUGCAGAUCCACACAGGCGAGAAGCCCUUCACCUGCUCGCAGUGCGGAAAGACUUUCAGCAACUCCGGCGUGUUAAAAACCCACGAGAAGAUCCACUCGGGCGAGCGGCCGUUCGGCUGCACGCAGUGCGGCAAGAGCUUCGGCCGCCUCGGCCACCUGAAGGCACACCAGCAGAUCCACACGGGCGAGCGGCCGUACGCCUGCCCCCACUGUGGAAAGACUUUCAGCCAGUCGGGUCACCUCAAAGCACACGAGCAGAUCCACAAACGAGAACCCGCGGACAUGGGCGGCGGCAGCGGCAGCAGCAGCAGCAGCAGCAGCACCGUGGGAAGUGACAGUAGUUAAGAGAAUGUCCGUACCCUUUAACCUUGCGGAAAAACAAAGUAUUAUUCCUUUUUUUUUAUAAAUGCUAUCUAUACAUUUUUUUCCUUAUGAAUUUUUUCUUACAUUUUAAUACCUUUUGUGCUCUUUAUAUAUGUGGCAGGGUGGACCGACUGAUUUGCUCUUAUGCAAGUGUCUGUGUGCGUGUGUGUGUGCGUGUGCGUGCGCACGUGUUAUGUACUGUGUCUGAGCGACUGAGUAACUGAGGGGUUUGUAGAUAAUCUGUAAACUGGUCAGAGUGAUCUCUGUCUCUCUCUCUUUCUCAGUACUUAUUUUUAAAGUACUUCACUGAAACAGAAGCACAAACAUGUCUGAAGUUUAGAAACUUCCUUUUGUAUGUUUUUAGUGAAACUGAGCGGAACCUCGUUCACUGUGAAUGAUCCAGAGUUUCACAAAGUGUUACUUGUUCACACCUGCUGUUGUCUCAUCUGAUGCUUUGUCUUCACGGUUACAUAUAGUUUUACACCAUCCCUGUUGCUGUGGUUACGCCUGGUGGAGUUUCCAGCCUCUGAAUCAGAGACUUGUGUAAACUGAUCUCGUUUCAGUUUGAAAACUCUGGGUUUGUGUUUCAGUCUGAACAGAAACUGAGACUUUAGUAAACGAUGACGCAGACGUUCUCUUCCUGAU
Molecule: messenger RNA, 3986 nt
Organism: Hippoglossus stenolepis (Pacific halibut)
Lineage: Eukaryota; Metazoa; Chordata; Actinopteri; Pleuronectiformes; Pleuronectidae
Exons: 3
Coding region: 1722-3323 (533 amino acids)
Biological process (GO): regulation of transcription by RNA polymerase II
Molecular function (GO): RNA polymerase II cis-regulatory region sequence-specific DNA binding; DNA-binding transcription factor activity
Source: RefSeq, a predicted model, not a curated record